AUGGACGUCUCAAAUAUCCUAGCAUCACAUGCUGCAAAAUUUCAAUCUGUCACGGUUGAGAAAGAGACACCUCUCGACGUAGACACUGGCUUCCUGACUGUCACAGACCUCACCCCAAUCGACGAGGAUAGUUACAAGUACGACCGAUUAUCAAAUCUUGAAGAGUACCUACAGAUGACUGCUCGAGAUGGCAUCCAAGCAUUAGUCGCAGCACUCUACGGCCUGCCCACCCAACCGUCACCAGACGGCCCACUCGCCCAACUUCCUGCACCAAUAACACAACUACCUCGUACCAAACCCCUUCCCAAGCCCAAACCACCGACAAAAUGGGAACGUUUCGCUGCCGCGAAGGGUAUCCAGAAGCGUGUGCGUGACAAGAAGGUGUGGGAUGAAGAGCGACAAGAGUGGAUCAACCGCUGGGGCAAGGAUGGUAAAAAUAAGGAGAAAGAAGAACAGUGGAUUCAUGAAGUCAAGGCUGAUGCUCCCGUGGAUCAUGAUCCUGCCAAAGCUGCCCGUGAUGCACGGACAUCAAGGGUCGCCAAAAAUGAGCGACAGCGACUCCAAAAUAAUGCUCGUGCACAAAGCGCUGCUGGUGACCGGGAGGAACGUAAAAAGGAUAUUGAAAGGACACUGGCUACCACUCGAAUGAGUACUGCAAGCAUGGGCAGAUUCGACAAGAAGCUUGAGGGAGAGAAGAAAUUGAGAGGCGUCAAGCGCAAGAAACAUCUGUCGAGCAAGAAAAACAGGCAUCACUUGCCGUACUAUCGAAGUUGGACUGGCGAUGUAAAAAGAGCAAGAAAGGAGAAAGGCGCAGGCGAUGGUAUUCUCAACGUACGGAAGGCAAUACGGAAUGUAAGCAAGGGCAAAGGUGGUGUUGCUCUUGCUCGUGAAGCCAACAGAAAAGGAGCAAAGGGCAAACGAGGUGGUAAACGCUAG
Molecule: messenger RNA, 936 nt
Organism: Suillus subaureus
Lineage: Eukaryota; Fungi; Basidiomycota; Agaricomycetes; Boletales; Suillaceae
Product: RRS1-domain-containing protein
Exons: 5
Coding region: 1-936 (311 amino acids)
Biological process (GO): endonucleolytic cleavage in ITS1 to separate SSU-rRNA from 5.8S rRNA and LSU-rRNA from tricistronic rRNA transcript (SSU-rRNA, 5.8S rRNA, LSU-rRNA); ribosomal large subunit export from nucleus; ribosome biogenesis
Cellular component (GO): nucleolus; nucleus; preribosome, large subunit precursor
Molecular function (GO): protein binding
Source: RefSeq, a predicted model, not a curated record